AUUUAAGCGUCUUCAUCUCUCACCUAUUUUAGGAUUGAGGAAGGCUACACUAGACUUUAUUUGCGCAGUAGCAUCAUAACUUCUAGGUUAAUUCGAAUGAAACGAGUUGUCUUUUCUUGGAGGAAAGAAGUUAUGUCGACAAAACAAGCGUAUUAGACCAACAGAUGCUGGAUCACUGUCAGUCAGGUUUGUGUGAACUGUACUUUUUUUUGUUGAAAAUCACUCACUAAUAGUUACACGAAACUUUUAAACUCUUCACAAGAUGGCAAGUGCGACGAUAGAGUGCGACGUUUGUAACGAGAAAUUCGACUCGGGCAACCACAAGCCACUUUGCCUCGCAUGCGGCCACACGUUUUGCUUCUCUUGCAUUACACGGUUAUGCAAUGUUCGCGAAACCAAAAAUUGUCCGAAAUGCAGGGAACCAAUUUCCCAAGAUGCUGAUCAACUGCCAGUUAUCUUCGCAUUGAUUCCAACCAAUGAGGAAUCACUUCCAAGCGCUGUGGGUUCACCGUCAGAAGCGCUGUGUCCCCAGCACCAGAAGGCGCUGGAUUACCUCUGCGUGGACUGCAGUGAAUCCGUGUGCUUCACCUGCAGCAGGGGCACACAUGCCACACACAAAAUAGAGAUGACAGACGACCUGCUUCAGGAUACCGAGAACGUUGAUGGCGUCUGGGCGAAAAUACGGUCCACGUUGCAGAAAAAACUCGAUAGCGUUAGUUCGGUCGUCACGUUAUCUGAUGGUUUAUCGGGCUUUAUUGAUGACAUCAUCAAACUGAAGCCUGAUUUUGAUGGCUGGAGGGAUCUGCUGUUGGCCCAGAAAGUGUCCACUGAGCAGGACCUCAAGGCUUGGAAUGCCUCGGUCACCAGACUGGAUGGCAUCAAGAGACUCGAUUGCAAGGAAAUUCUCUGCCGUCUGAAAUUGAACUUUGGAGAAAAUGGAAAGCUACCUGAAAUUAAGGCAUUACUGGAUGCUGCCGCUAAAACAAGUGUUUCGUUAGAAUUAGAGACGUGCGAGGUCAUGCCGAUUGGCAAACCUUGGAUCAUCGCCAGCAGCGAUGAAGGAGAACGAGCCCUUGCAAGCCUGGCCAGCAACAGGCAGCCCAGUCGCCUCGUGGUGCUGUCCACCCACACCCGCCCCAUCCCGGGGCUGGGGGAGCUGCUGUCCCGCCUCGCCGCCCACCACACCGGCGACAUCAGCCUGCUGCCCCUGGACUUCUUCUGGAGGCCGGCAGGAGAGGCGGAGGGAGGCAUGGGAACUAUCGUUCAUAAUUUACGUGGACGGCUGACUGCCUUGUACUGCUCCCCCUACAUAGUCCAACUGGAUCUUUACCACUCCACCAUCAAGAAGUACAACAUUCGUCUCGACUGCCCAUCCGAUGUACUGUGGUUUGCUAAAUUGCCUAGACGUACUAUCACAAAUGUAUGCUGCGCCAAGGGCGUCCCGAACAACGUUGGCACUACCUUAAAGGAUAGCGGUGUUGAGGUCACCCGCUGGCACUUUCCCGACCUCAAAGAUCAGGACGUGGACUGGUUGUCACACAUCCUGUCAUCAUAUUCCGACAACCGCCAUCAAAGUGUGGAGCUUGUCCUCCCGAGGGAUCAUCUCUCUGCCGUAGGCGCUCGUCAGCUGUUUCAGAAGAUACCGAAUAUUCGGGUGUUGUACCACGAGCCUAACGCCUCGCACCUCACGGCAGCUUGUAGGGAUGUUCACGCUGCUGCGGACUGCAUCGAGUUGUCAACUACCAACAUUCUUCAAUGGAUAUAAUACCUUCAUCAAAAGUUAGGGUCAGACAAGAAAACAUAAUCAACCACAACUGGAAAUUUUCAUUUUAUAUUUAGAUUUUAAUUCACAUGAGGUUUCUAAGAUAAUAAAUAUCAUUUGAGAGCGAAUAAAUUUAACGGCGUAGAGGCCUUCAUUAAUGAGCAUUUGUAUUUUCACAGCAUUAGUUCCGGCAGAUAAUUGGUAAGCUUUUUUCUGAACAAUUUGCAUGCAGGUUCAUGCAAUUACUUUAUACCUUUUUCAUAGCAUUCUUUUUAAAC
Molecule: messenger RNA, 2040 nt
Organism: Hyalella azteca
Lineage: Eukaryota; Metazoa; Arthropoda; Malacostraca; Amphipoda; Hyalellidae
Product: E3 ubiquitin-protein ligase TRIM7-like
Exons: 5
Coding region: 263-1765 (500 amino acids)
Molecular function (GO): zinc ion binding
Source: RefSeq, a predicted model, not a curated record